This is a messenger RNA of Hevea brasiliensis (rubber tree), 3145 nucleotides long. RefSeq lists its product as uncharacterized. Lineage: Eukaryota; Viridiplantae; Streptophyta; Magnoliopsida; Malpighiales; Euphorbiaceae. Gene Ontology annotation, molecular function: protein binding. The transcript is spliced from 13 exons. Bases 47 to 2770 code for a protein of 907 amino acids. The record is from RefSeq and is a predicted model, not a curated record.
UUUUAUUACCAGCUCCGAUUGUUCUUGAACCCCUUUUUUAUCCAAAAUGUCCCUCCCUUCUCCCUUCGCUCCUCCCCCGUUCAAGUCUCACUCGUUCCCCUCCCGAAACGCCGUCGUUUACGUGGCAGCUACCUCCACUGUGGGAAGAAAGUCACGAAGAAAGAAACAGCAGCAGCAACAACAACAACAACUAAAAAAGAACGAUGAUUAUGGACUUCCCGCAGUGGUUUCCGCCGCAGAGAAGGGCCUGCGGUUCAGCUUCAUGGAGGAGCUCAUGGAACGCGCGAGAAAUUGCGACGCCAUCGGCGUAUCGGACGUCAUUUACGAUAUGGUUGCUGCGGGGUUGAGCCCUGGCCCUCGCUCCUUUCACGGUCUCAUUGUUGCUUACUCUCUCAAUGGCAACCUUGAAGGCGCGAUGCAAUCGUUGAGAAGAGAGUUGAGUGCGGGAAUUCGUCCUCUCCACGAAACUUUUAUCGCUCUGAUUCGUUUGUUUGGCACCAAAGGCCAUGCUAAUAGAGGCUUAGAGAUCCUUGCUGCAAUGGAGAAGUUAAACUACGAUAUUCGCUUGGCAUGGAUUGUUCUUGUCGAGGAGCUUGUUAAGAAUAAGUAUUUGGAAGAUGCCAAUAAAGUGUUUUUGAAGGGCGCCAAAGGUGGACUAAGGGCUACCGAUGAGCUCUAUGAUUGUUUGAUUGAGGAAGACUGUAAAGUUGGGGAUCAUUCUAAUGCCUUAGAAAUUGCCUAUGAAAUGGAGGCAGCUGGGCGGAUGGCAACCACUUUUCAUUUCAAUUGUCUUCUUAGUGUCCAGGCAACUUGCGGAAUACCUGAAAUAGCUUUUGCUACAUUUGAGAACAUGGAAUAUGGAGAAGAAUAUAUGAAACCUGAUACUGAGACAUAUAAUUGGGUGAUCCAAGCAUAUACUAGAGCUGAAUCCUAUGACAGGGUACAAGAUGUUGCCGAGUUGCUUGGCAUGAUGGUUGAAGACCAUAAACGUUUGCAACCUAAUGUGAGAACUUAUGCGCUGUUAGUGGAGUGUUUUACCAAGUACUGUGUAGUACGUGAAGCUAUUCGGCAUUUUCGUGCACUCAGAAAUUUUGAAGGAGGAACAAAAGUUUUACAUAAUGAUGGGAACUUUGGGGAUCCACUUUCUUUACAUCUUCGGGCUUUAUGCCGAGAAGGUAGGGUUGUCGAGUUGCUGGAAGCUUUAGAAGCUAUGGCCAGAGAUAAUCAACCUAUUCCACCAAGAGCCAUGAUAUUGAGCAGAAAAUAUCGAACAUUAGUUAGCUCGUGGAUCGAGCCAUUGCAAGAAGAAGCUGAACUUGGAUACGAGAUUGAUUAUGUUGCUAGGUAUAUUGCAGAAGGUGGGCUUACUGGUGAGCGCAAGCGAUGGGUGCCUCGAAGGGGGAAAGCUCCUCUAGAUCCUGAUGCUGUUGGCUUUAUAUAUUCAAAUCCAAUGGAAACUUCAUUUAAACAAAGAUGUCUGGAGGAUUGGAAGACGCACCAUAGAAAGGUUUUGAAAACCUUACAGAAUGAAGGUCUUGCAGCUUUGGGAGAUGUAUCUGAAUCUGAUUAUCUAAGAGUAGAAGAGAGAUUGAAGAAAAUAAUUAAGGGUCCUGACCAGAAUGUCCUAAAGCCCAAAGCUGCUAGUAAGAUGAUAGUAUCUGAAUUAAAGGAAGAGCUAGAAGCACAAGGUUUACCAACUGAUGGAACUAGAAAUGUUCUUUACCAGCGAGUACAAAAAGCGAGGAGAAUAAACCGCUCUCGAGGUCGACCCCUCUGGGUUCCUCCUGUGGAGGAGGAAGAAGAGGAGGUUGAUGAAGAGCUGGAUGAAUUAAUUUCACGGAUAAAGCUGCAAGAAGGAAAUACAGAGUUCUGGAAGCGCCGGUUUCUUGGAGAAGGCUUGAAUGGUAAUCAUGUUAAGCCUGUCAACAUGGGUAAAUCAGAACUUCCAGAUGUGUUGGAUGAUGUUGAUGCUGUAGAAGAUGCUGAAAAAGUUGUUGAAGAAGAGGAAGCUGAUGAUGAAGAGGAGGUAGAAGUAGAAGUAGAACAAACUGAGAGCCAAGACGGAGACAGGAUUGUUAAAGACAAGGAAGUUGAAGCUAAGAAGCCUCUUCAAAUGAUUGGAGUCCAAUUAUUGAAAGACUCUGAUCAAACAAUUACAAGAUCGAGAAAAUCAAAAAGAAGAUCAGCUCGAGCAUCAGUGGAGGAUGAUGAUGACGAUGACUGGUUUCCUGAGGAUAUAUUUGAGGCAUUCAGGGAGCUAAGAAAAAGAAAAAUUUUUGAUGUAGAAGAUAUGUAUACCAUAGCUGAUGCUUGGGGUUGGACAUGGGAGAGAGAAAUAAAGAACAGGCCUCCACGGAAAUGGUCACAAGAAUGGGAAGUUGAGUUGGCAAUUGAAGUAAUGCUGAAGGUAAUAGAAUUGGGGGGAACACCCACCAUUGGGGACUGUGCCAUGAUAUUGAGCUCAGCUAUACGGGCUCCUAUGCCUUCAGCUUUCUUGAAAAUCCUGCAGACAACACAUAGUCUAGGUUAUGCAUUUGGGAGUCCUCUUUAUGAUGAAGUAAUCACCUUGUGUAUCGACCUUGGGGAACUAGAUGCAGCAAUUGCCAUUGUUGCAGACUUGGAGACUGCUGGAAUCACUGUCCCUGACCAAACACUUGACAAGGUGAUUUCUGCUAGACAGGCGACUGACAAUGCCAAUGCCGACGCCGAUGCCGAUGCCGACACCAAUGCCAAUGCCAAUGCCGAUGAUGAGACAUCAUCAUAUUCAUAGCUAAAGUUGCUCAUAUGCUUCCAUCUUCCUAUUGACUAUUGUACAUUCUUGAUGUGGAUUUUGGCGGCCAACAGUUUUCUUGACCGAAAGAUUCUGAGUCGGAGGUGAAUUUAGGUAGUUGAAGAGCGAGUGUAAAAUUAUCUCAUAAGUCCAUCAAAAUAAAAUAUUCAAAAAAAUGUAUUAAAAGAAGUAAAAUAACUUAAACUAUGAUAACUGCCUGGUUAUUAUUAUUAUUAUUAUUUUUUUUUAUUUUUUUUUUUUAUUUUUUUUUUUUUUUUGGGGUUUGGGGGGAAGAGUCGGAUUCAAGAAAUCAUUUUUUUUGUGGAAGACGGUUGGAUCAUUGUCAGAAUGUGGAAUGAUAUUCUUGUAGUUUGA